UCCAGUUGAAAUAAGCACAAAGUAUGAGCUUCCUCCCUCUCCGGGUACUUACGUCUCACACACAGCGGACUAGCACAGCGACCUUUUUUUAACAUGAGAGUUCUUCAGUUUUUCAUUGUUUUACUUGGUGGAAUAGUUGCAGCACAACAACAGGCCUUAAUGGAAUACUUAGAGAGGAGACUGCUUGCAAUUGAGGAUCGUAUUUCCUUGUGGCAUGAGCAGACAAGCCGCUACACUUCAGAGCUGCGUGAGCUUAAGCAGCAGAUUGUAGCUCAGCUUGAGGGCCUGGACAAGAACAAGGAGGCACUGAAGAGUGAGCUUGAUGCAGUGGGUGUCCGUGUUGAUCGGGUGGAACGUGAGAUGGAUUAUCUUGAGACACAGAAUGGAGCACAGCCCUGCGUAGAUGUAGAUGACAAGCUGGUGGAGCAGCAGGUGAUUGUGGCCAAGGAGAGGAACAAGUCCAAAUAUGCUAAGCUCACAGAUUGCAGUGACAUGGUGUCAAGCAUAAAGGGCAUGAAGAUUCUCAAAAGGGUUGGUGGUGUUAAAGGCAUGUGGACUAAAGACAUGGGUGUCUCCAUUGGAAAAGUGUACCUCUUUAAUGGGACUAGGGAGGAUACACUUUAUGAGUUCAGUUCUGUGCGUGACUUCACCUCCUCCUUAGGCAUCACAGCAGGCAAAGCUGUCAAACUUCCCUCCUCCUGGCAAGGUAUGGGUCAUGCUGUGUACAAAAAUCACCUAUAUUUUGUAAAGGUGAGUGAUGAGAUAAGGUUGGUGAAGUUCGACCUACAGAAAGGUUCUGUGGUUGACAGUUCUGUCUUCCCAGCCAAAGACCAGCUUCCAGUCUACAGUCUUAAUUCUGAAACCUACGUUGAUUUGGCUAUAGAUGAAGAAGGUUUGUGGGCCAUUUACGCCACAAAAAAUAACGAGAAACACGUGUCAUUAGCCAAGGUUGAUUCAAACACUCUGGCCAUUGAGCAGAUGUGGGAUACACCUUGCCCAAGGGAAAAUGCAGAAGGAGCUUUUGUAGUGUGUGGCACUGUCUAUGUAAUCUACAACUCCAAGCUUCCCAGCCGCUCCCGUAUCCAGUGUGUUUUUGAUGUGAGUGAUAUGGUAACCAAUGAUGAUGCUCCUACAGUGUAUUUUCCAAAGCGCUACGGCACUCAUUCAAGCCUCAAAUACAGUCCUAUGGAACAACUAGUCUAUGCUUGGGACGAUGGGUACCAGAUUCUUUACAAGUUGCAAAUGAAAAAAAAACUGGAGGUGUAGACCGUAUUGAAAUGGCUUGCAACCUUCUUAAACAAAAUCUGGUAAGUCGUGUAAACCCUGGUUUGAUGCACAUUUAUGUUGGAUCAUUUUUAGGACUUAUCAUUUAUAUAAUCAUGUACCUUACUUAAUCAAGGAACCAGAUCAUUUUAAUUUUCUACCAAAAAGCCUUUGCGAUAGCAAUUUUUCACAUUUAUAACUAUUAGGUGAUGGUUUGCCAGGGUCAAUAAGUAUUACAAAAUGUAUUUUAUAUGGGACUAGGAAUAUGUUUAUGGAUAAAGCCUGGUAAUACUGUACUGGAUACCAAACUUCAGAUCUUCAAAAUGAAAUACCUAUACAAUAAUUUGCAAAUGCUUAAUCAAUAUACUUAUAUUAUGUUUAACUUUUCCUUUCUUUUUCUUGUUGUAAUCAACUGAUUGUUGAUACAUUAAACUGAAAUUGAAAUAGGACAAAAAACAUUUUUUUGAAUCUUAUUGCUAAAACUAAAAUAUUUUAGUAUUUUUGACUACAUUCUGAAAAACAAAACACAAAAUAAAACCAAUUAAAUCAAUCAAUUUAAUCACAAUUAUUAAAUACAAAUAUUGUAUAAUUCAGAACUAUACAUUCAAAUACAAUUUUCAAUAUAAAAUAUUCAAUAUUCUCUACAUAAAAUUUUUUUUUACUAUAGCAAAGGAUUCCAGUCAUAGUUAAUACUGAUAAGUGUAAUAGUUUGUAUCCUCUCUGGGUUCUGGGUAAUAGGAAAAUGUAAUGUUCAAGCUAUGUUUUACAACGUAUUAUAAAGUGGCAUAAACAUUUCAACAGUUUUGUCAAACGUAGUUAUUUUUAUUUACUCAACUAGAUUAACAGCAUCCUCAUUGGCCUAGUUCAGGGGUCGGCAACCCGUGGCUCCAGAGCCGCAAGUGGCUCUUUCAUCCUUCUGCUGCGGCUCCCUGUAGAUUUGGAAAAUAAAUAUUUUAGUCAUGAAUAGUUUGGAUUUUUUGUCUCAAUUAGACAUUGAACAUUUUAUUUGAAAGUAACCUUCAACACAGCAUCUUUUUUGUUAAGGUUAGUUCAAACUGUUCGACAGAGGACUCAAUUAGACAUUGAACAUUUGAUUUGAAAGUAACCUUCAACACAGCGUCUUUUUUGUUAAGGUUAGUUCAAACUGUUCAAAAUAUUUUUGCCUGCCUGCAGAAAUAAAAUUGUGUUUACUCGGUAGCAGUUCAUUGAUUUCAUAAAUCCAAUACACUACAGUUUUUUUCUAUACUUUCCAUAAAGGUAAAAAACAAUAUAUGCAGUGUUAUCUUCAUUUUAGAUGUCAAAAGGGUUUUGUGGCUCCCUGUGGGGUUUUUUCUGUGGGAAACGGGUCCAAAUGGCUCUUUGAGUGUUUAAGGUUGCCGACCCCUGGCCUAGUUCAUUUACACAAAUGGCACUCUUAAAGCUUAAUGACCUAAUACAAACAAGGCACUUUAACUGAUCUUGAUACUUAUCAAUAAUAGUAUGACAAAACUUCAAACUUAAAGAAAAAUAGUCAGACCUGGAGAGGAAUAGAAAAAUAUAUCCCAGUGUUUACCAAACAGAAAGACCAUUCUUUUUUUUUUUUUAAAAAAAAAGGAAAAUAUACUACCUAACAAUAUUAAUAAAAAAUAAUGUGCAAAAUAUACAGCAGGGGGAUAUUAUAAAAUUAUGUUUAAGUUUUCAAAUAUUAAUAUACACAUUAGAAAUCCAAUUUAUUUAAUUUACUUUCAAUAUCUUGGUUUAUCCUGGGCAAGGAUGCAGUGGAUCUGAAAGAUAUCCUUGUAACAAUGGGUGUUGCAGGAAUACAUUAUCAGUCCAUACUCAUUCACACACUCAACUGGCAUGAGGAAACCAGAGAAACAAAUGUGAAAUUGUACUCUUUUUACAAUAAUAAAUUACAAGAAUUGGUCUCCCAAAUUUGUCUGCCAAAUGCCAUAAAUGAAAAUGAGAAUUUCUGAGAGUAAACAAAAAAUGUAUGUAUUUUUUUCAAGAUUAUGACUACUAUUUUCACAUCAUAAACAUAAUCCAUUAAUAGCAGCCAAUGUGAAAUAUCUAUAAUGAAUUAAAGGUGGCAUUGUUUGCCAGAUUAUCUUACCUUUUUAGCCCAUAGCAAUUCUAAAGCAACUUAGCUUUCUAGAGCAAUAAAAACCAAAAAAUAAGAUAAAAUAAAUGUAAAUACCUUCAAAUCUUGUAUUGGUGUAAAUCAACUCCAAAUCAUAGAAAUUGUGUAGGAAUUACAGCACUUCACUUAUGCUCCCCAUUGGUCAUGCAUGACUGCCAGUGGAACUUGUUUCUUCAUAUUUACUGAUGUGAUGUACUGCAAAAACCAGCAGAAUGAAUUUUGAAGCCUAUAGAACAUUUAGGACAUAUUAUUAUCUACUCAGAUUUAGCCAAAACCUUCAAAACUAAAAAAUUGGACUUUCAUUCAGACAGCAUAAGGAGACCGAGUCUCCUAACUGUACCAUGGUUGACCCUCUGCUUUAACAUCAACACCCCCAAUGUAUAUGUGAUAAUAAUAAAAGUGUUUUCAAAUAAAUGGCCUUGUCAAUAACUGAGAAUAUACCAGAAUUUAUCUGGUAAUAUAAUGUUAAACUUAAUGUUAAAUAAUAUAAUACUGUAUAAUGCAAAAUAAUAUGUCAAAAAUCAUAGCCCACAGCUGAUAUAUGUAAGCUGACUUGAUCUAUGUUUUCUGUAAUUGCUUAAUUGAGAGUGUGUGUUCUUCUUUAUCUGGUUUUCUUUUUUCUGUCACUUUAAUUCACAAAUCAGUGAUAUUUUCACAUAUCGAUCUGCCAAUAAAAAGUGUUACAUAUCUUUCAUAA
This is a messenger RNA of Tachysurus fulvidraco (yellow catfish), 4079 nucleotides long. It is a transcript of the gene olfml3b, whose product is annotated as olfactomedin-like 3b. The record is from RefSeq and is a predicted model, not a curated record. Bases 94 to 1266 code for a protein of 390 amino acids. Lineage: Eukaryota; Metazoa; Chordata; Actinopteri; Siluriformes; Bagridae. Gene Ontology annotation, biological process: signal transduction. The transcript has 3 exons.